Messenger RNA from Hydatigera taeniaeformis, 1503 nucleotides. The record is from the annotation of a GenBank genome assembly. Lineage: Eukaryota; Metazoa; Platyhelminthes; Cestoda; Cyclophyllidea; Taeniidae.
AUGGAUGAGUUUCCAUGUAAGACCUCUGAGAAGUCCAGCCCCAGCUUCCCGGAGGAUGCAGACUAUGAUGAAGAGCAACUCCCUGGCUAUACUCAAUCUGAGCCUCAUGAAAAUCCUCAGUCUGCUGAAUCUCCUAUUGAUAAAUUGUCCAGUGAUGUUACGUUGGUGGCCGAUGAGGAGGAUGACGAAAUGGAGGGUAUAAAGCCCUUGGCUUCAAACCUUGACAGUCCCAAACCCAACAUUGACAUGGGCGACAAAAAGGUGCAUUGGACCACACGUCAUGUACAGCUGUUACUUAAUCGUGUUGAGGAGCAUCUUAAUGAGUUUAACGUUCAGAAGAAACACAAGUCCGUCUGGCAAGCAAUUGGGGCCGAAAUGGAACCUUAUGGUUUUACUACCGAACACUGCUACAAUAAGUGGAAGAAUCUCCGGCGUGAUGUUCGUCUUUUAGUCAAUAAUCCCUCGAAGGUUGUUAGAAACGCUGCGAUCCUUCGUCAGGUUGCUCGCCUCAUCCUUGUUAUAUAUCCUAACGUUGAUGCUAGUACAAUGCAGGUUUGUGACAGAAGCGGCAUAAAAUCGCUGCCCGCCACCCCCGGAGGUCAGGGUUGUGCUAAUAAAACUACUACCGUUGAUGUCCAUUAUAGUGGCUUUAAUUCUCCCCAUGGCAAAUUAAGCAAUGGUACUCCCCCUCGCCCCAAUAAUUCCCUCUAUGCUGGGGCUGGUCCAGUUAAUGUCCAUUCCACUCCUAGCAGUGUUGAGAAGAGCUUUUGCAGCGCUGCUAAAUCGGGAAACGUUCCAGCUACAGCUCUCUUCGUCGACUCGCUUUCUAAUGGUGAUAAAAUGCAGAGUAUGUUUAAUCAGUGUCCCCAUUCCGAACCGGACUCGACUGGUCACUUCCAAUUGCCCUUCAAUCAGACGGCUGCAGCCCUGUUUUUUCAGUCUCAGUUAUUUUCCGACCUGGUUAAACAACAACAAUUGAAAAAUCAGAUGGAUUCCAAGUCUCAGGAUCAGGUUCAUGACCUCUCAGCCACCCAGAAUGGCUCUUCCAAUACCUUUAGCAUUCUCCAGCAGGCGCUCUCAAACUCGCCCUGUAGCGACCUAAAUGCCCUCUCCGUUAUCACCACUAACCUAAUAAAUAGUAUGGCAGGCUUGACUCCGCAGGUGAACGAAUCAGAAUGCCCAAGUGCGAAUAGUAACAACGGCAACAACACAAUCUCAGCAAACAGUACCAAUGCCAAUCCCCUCUUAGGUCUAUUCCCUAACAUACCCCUUAGCCUCCUAGAGCGAUUUGCUCCCAAUAGUUGUGAAAUCACGGAAAUAAUCGAAAGUUUACGUGCAGAGGAUGACGCUCAGUUUCGUGUGGCUGAUAUGAUGUCAGACGCUGCUGAACAGCUACGCAGGGCCUGUCAAAGGCGACAAGCGGCAUUGGACAAACUCCUUGAUUUGGUCAAGAGGCAAGCUAACGGUGGGAGCUCCGCCAGUGAUACGGGUAAUGUCACUUAG